Anolis carolinensis (green anole) is the source of this 1589-nucleotide messenger RNA. Its product is annotated as C-C motif chemokine 5-like. Bases 194 to 472 code for a protein of 92 amino acids. Gene Ontology annotation, cellular component: extracellular region. Gene Ontology annotation, biological process: immune response. Lineage: Eukaryota; Metazoa; Chordata; Lepidosauria; Squamata; Anolidae. The record is from RefSeq and is a predicted model, not a curated record. Gene Ontology annotation, molecular function: chemokine activity. The transcript has 3 exons.
UUUCCCUGGAAGCAAGUCGGGCUCUUCACACCGUCCGUGGGUGGAAGACCUUUGGGAUGUUCUCAGAAGCAUCAGGUGGGAGGGAAAAGAGGACAUCGUCCGGUAUAUUAAUGUCCGGCGUCGGUCCAAAGGGACACACGGUCCAGCUUCAUCCUAGAAGACGGGAGAGAAGGACGGAGAGAAGACUCCAGCCAUGGCCGCCCUCAAGACCGCUCUCGCCCUGGCCUUCCUCAUGGCUCUUUCUUCCCAACACAUCGCAGCCAUGUGUCCCAGCUGCCCCAAGGAGUGUUGCUUUGAAUUCCACUCCGGAAACCCUCUCCGCGCCACCAGCGUCGCCUCUUACUACAGGACGGACCCUGAAUGCAACCGGGAGGCCGUGGUGUUUGUCAUGAAGAGCACCAAACGGAUCUGCGUGUCACCGGAGGCGCGUUGGGUGAGAAGGCUCUUGCCCAAACUGCAAGAAAUGAAGUGAGGAGGAGGCCAAAGAAGCAGAUCCCAAGCAACAACCAAGCUGUGGUUUUGGACUCUUCUUCUGCUGCUGCUUUCCUUUUGCAUUUCGUGCGUUGCGUCACUAAGUGGCGAACAGACUCUGCUCCUGAAUAGUCUGAGAGCACUGAAGACCAUCUAAUCACUCUAUGUUCCUCAUUUUUCUUGGGAAUCGUAGUUUAUGGGCUGCUUAAAACAAUAUCUUUUGAUGUCUAGUUAAGGGGACGGGGGACAACGUGGUGGGUUGUGCUCAACACUCCAGACAUUAGCUCCAUGGCCUUUCGGUAUAUAACGCUAUGUAACCAAAUUUGGAAAAUGUUCUGUUCCUGGUUCGAAAGUGUUAUUUCCUGUUUGAUUGUGCGGUUGUGACUUUGAAAGUAGUUGUUCUCCUCCAGAAACUUUGUUUUUGUGGCAGAAACAGUGUUGAAUGGGUUGCAACUCGAUGAGAUAUUGAUUGAAAAACAAGAGCAAAAUGUGCUGCCGGAUGAUGAUGUCCCGCCCACAAAAACAAAGUUUUGGUAGUUUAAUAAACUUUCCACAUAUUUUUUUUUAUCAUAGAACCAAUUUGGAAAUGACAUUGAUCACCCAGGAACAAAAAUCCCGUUGCACAGUAAAAUCAAAUAUGCAAAAACCAGCGAAUGUGGAAGACCGAUUGUACUUAUUACAAUCACGUACAUCUAUAUAUACUGAAUACCAUGCUCUCCAAGGCCUGCAUGCCACUCCAAUUCCUAGGAUUUCGGCACUGCCUUGGCUGGGGAUUCUGGGUUCUGUAGUCUAAGGAAAUAAUAUUUUUUCAACCAUGUUUGUUUACAUUCCUGCAGCCCUUAUAGUCUUGGCCUUUGGCUUCAUCAUGAUUCAUAAACAUUGUGGGUUUCCAUUCUCCGAAAACUUCCUCAAAUGUCACACAAUCAAAAGAGUCUGAUCUAUUAUUCUGAAGAGUUGGGCUGGGUGCAACUUUGCACUGAUGUUGCACUUAAAACUUCCUUAUCUUUACGGGCAUUUGGUAGAAUUGUACAUUGAAUGCACUGCUUUGAAAUAUAUAUAUAUUCAGCAAAGUAUAAGCUAAAAUAACCAUUGCAAAAUAAAGCUGAUUGCCUACCAUA